AUGUUCACCUUCAACUCGCUCGUCCAAAAGGCCCAAUCACUCAUUGAUCCCUCAGCGUCACCAAGCACGAGAAACUCCGAUGGAAGUCCUUCCAAGGCCGCUCUCUUUCGCCUCCAGUUCCGCCUUCCAGACUCCCAAACGCCACAGCACGAGAUCACUGCGGAGCUGUCCCUGUCUGCACCACACAGCUCACGAGCUUCAGCACAAGGGCCAAAGGAGAAGCAGAAACCACAAGAGCGAGGGACUACAUACGUAGGGAAGCUGCAUUUGAGCGAAAGCUUUCUGUGCUUCUCCACGCAGCCUACCAGCUUCCACCACAGUGCAAGCACGCAGGCUUCAAGCGCGUUCACUGGCCAGACUCAAGGAGCGGGGCCUGCAGGCAAUGGGUUCACCCUACCGUUGUGUGCUAUUCGAAGGGUUGAGCGGCUUCAAACACCCAAUAGUCUAUUCGCAUUGGCAAUCACGACAUGGAAUGGAUUUACUGCCCUCUCGGGCAAGCAGGGCAACUCAAGCGAUGCUCAACGCUUCACAGUACAGCUUGCGGGUAGCAGACAAGCCUCGGAACGCUUUUGUGAUGGAAUGAAGAAGGGCCUGAGGGACGGAGUCAAGGAGGUGGAGAAUCUGAAAGCAGUAAUCGGCGAAUGCUAUUCCGAGUAUCUGCUGUCUGGAGCCAACAAAGCGGAGCGGGAGAAUGCUUUGUUGGUGAAUGGAGUAAAGGAGCCACCAGACGCAGGACUUGGCAUGGUAUUCAGAUACCCAGGUGAUGCCAAGAAGCUGAGGGAGCAGAGUAAGAUGAGGCUAUGGAGAGAAUAUCUCCGAGAUAAUGGUCGAAACGCUACACUCAUCCGACAACCUACGUUUCAUAAGUUGAUCAGAGUUGGCCUGCCAAACCGUCUUCGUGGAGAAACAUGGGAGCUCACAUCGGGAUCCUUAUACAUCCGGCUCCAGAAGCCGAGAUUGUUCACAGACACGCUAUCAAGAUAUUCAGGACGUGAAUCUUUGGCUAUUGACGAGAUCGAGAAGGACCUGAAUCGGAGCUUGCCGGAAUAUCCUGGCUUCCAGAGCGAAGAAGGUAUCGGACGUCUUAGACGGGUCUUGACUGCUUACAGCUGGAUCAACGAAGAAGUAGGCUACUGCCAAGCUAUGAAUAUUGUGGUCGCAGCGCUUCUCAUCUAUAUGUCUGAAACGCAAGCCUUCUUCCUGCUCUCUGUUUUGUGUGAUCGACUUUUGCCUGGCUACUACUCUACAACCAUGUACGGUACGCUUUUAGACCAGCGGGUGUUCGAAUCUCUGGUCGAAAAAACAAUGCCGAUACUUUGGGAACAUCUUGUCAAGUCGGACGUACAGCUAUCUGUGGUAUCAUUGCCUUGGUUUCUUUCCCUCUACAUUAACUCUAUGCCUUUGAUAUUUGCAUUUCGAGUUCUUGAUGUUUUCUUCUUGGAGGGUCCGAAGGUGCUUUUCCAAGUCGGCCUCGCCAUUCUGAGGAUCAACGGAGAGGAUCUCCUUGACAUCACUGACGAUGGCGCUUUUAUAUCAAUACUCAAAACCUACUUCUCGCGCUUGGAAGAAUCGGCACAUCCAAAGUCGGAGAAUGAGAAAUUUCGCGCUGUGACUAAAUUUCAAGAACUCAUGGUGGUUGCCUUCAAAGAAUUUGCAGGAAUCACUCAAAGCACAAUAUCCGAACAACGGGCAAAGCACAAAGAUGCCGUGCUUGACAACAUUGAGAGCUUUGCCAAGAGGACAUCGAUCCGAAAUCUAGGACCUGAAAGUAAGCGUCUGAGCAUGGAUGAUCUGGGCUUCCUCUACGAUCGAUUUUAUGGCAUAUUGUAUGAGAGGGAGCAACGUAUACAGGUCAUGCGGGAAGACAUCGACCGACGGGCCAAAGCUAGAAACGACAAUGCUACAGAACUCGUUACUGGCAUUCCAGGCAAUUCCAGUAUUGAGAUAGGUCGUGUGGGUUUGGGACCUAGCCCCACUUUGAUGAAUUAUGAUAGUUUCAGGGAAUUUCUAGCCGGGAUCACCCGGUGGGCCAUCACAGAUGCACCUACAUCCCACAAUGACUCCAUGUCCGAAAGGGCGAGCAGCGUAUAUUCUGGGCACAGCGGAAGAGGGCGAAGCCCUUCGCUGUCACCAUGGGGUGCAGGCAACUCUGAGCCUGCAGACCACGACUUUAUGCAACGGCUGUAUGGAAAGUGGAACAAGGACGAUAAUGACGGCUUGAGCCUGCAAGAUGUGGUCACGGGUCUUGCACGCGUCAAAGGUACAACAGACAUCAUGACUAGCAUUAGCUAUUUCUUCGAUUUGUACGAUGACGAUCAUGACGGCAAAGUCGACAGAGAAGGCAUUCUACGCAUUUCGGAAGCUUUGCUCUUCCUGACGCGGAGAGGUCUUGGAGGCAGCUCAGUACCAUCGUCGAUCUCGAUCGCUUCCACUCUUGACGACGGGGUCGAUCCGAAAAGCUCAAGCGCAGAUGAAAGAUUUCUCGGCAGCAUCAGUGCCUUCAUUCGUCGCUGUUUCGAGUAUGCGGACCCUGACCAUCCCCAGAACCAAAGUAACAACCUCACCUCCUCUCCUAAUACCGAACUCAAUAUCAGUAUGGACCACUUCACAAUUGGCGACUCCGAUUCCGAAGGAGACCUCCUCGACCUCGGUAUCAAACCCACGUUGCUUCAACAAUUUUCGCCUUCGAAUCCAUCACCUCCCGCGCUACCUCGCCGCACCUCGUCGUUAAGCCACACCCAGUCUAAAUCCAUAUCCAAGCGAUCCGCCAACAUCGCCCUCGACCCGUCCAACCCUCUUCACAUCACUCUCCCAACCUUCCGUAUGGUAAUUCUCGCCGAUGAGCUGCUCCAACAGUUCUUUGAAUCUGCUUUCCCAGCCUCCUUUCAUCUUUCGGACCAUCCUGCUCAUUCACAUUCUCAAACACCACUGACGACCUUCUCCUCACCCACGCCCACCGUGCCUGCCGCACCUCGAGGUGGUAUUGUGCCACCUGUAAAGGGAUUGAGAGGUGUGUUGGACAACAUCGUGAGCGAUGGCAUGAGAGUAGCGGGCGAAGUCCGCAAGAGGGUAGACGAAGCACAGAGAGAGAUGGAGAGGAGUGCGUUACAACGCUCUGAAACCGAUCUCGACGACGAAGAAGAGAAAGGAGCGUAUGGCGUGGAGGCGGAUAGAAGGAGUGUGAGAGAGGGUGAUAGAGAAUUAUUGGAGGGAGAGGGAGGCAGUUGUAGGAGUCGGCAGGGGGCAUCUACAGGAGGCACGACAAAAUGGUUCUUGACGCAGACGAAGUUCAAUCUCGGCAUUGCACGCAAAGGUUCAACCAAGAUGGCCUGGGACCCGGCGAAACCUCAUACUCGUUGCGUUGUGUUCCUCUAUGAAAGGAGAUUGAUAUUCCAACUAUGCUUCAUUGUGCCCGAGGUAAUAUUCAAGACAGCGGCAGUACUCUUGGCCGUGCUUGGAGCAUCAAGUUGGGGCGAAGGUAUGGUGAAAGAUGAUCUCGAUCCCUUUGUCACAUACCGCGAAAUUUCCGCAUCCGGCAAUGAAACGAAAUCAGCAAAGCAAACCUCACUUUCAAAAAUCACCAACACUCUGACUCAUGGAUUUCACACAACCUGCGUGAUCCACCGCGUCAAGUCUCGCAUUUUCUUUCAUCAAUCCUACAUACUACACACAGUGCUUGAACCAGCACAUCAGACCUCACAUCUACUUUACACUUCAUCAACACAUUACCCAGUACAGACCUCGCAUAACCCAUCGCGUCACAUCUCACAUUUUUCUUCAUCCACACCAACCAACCUCGCACCUCACCCGAUCCUCUGCAUCAUUCAAUCCUUGCAACACGGUUUCGACCCACCCACGGUAAAAAUGGCGGGAACACCGGAACAACAUAUCUGGAUGCUUAGAAAUAAGCUGGAAGACGCGAACAAAGCGGCGGAAGAUGAAAUGCGUCAAAAAACCGAGUUCAAAAACACAAACGAUCAGCUGAUGAAGCUACUCCGAACACAGAAGGAUGCGAUUACAAAACUCGAAAGGCAUGCCAAGAACUGCGAAAAGGCUACGAACAAAGCUCAGAAAGAAGCCAAAAACGCGAAAGGCCAUGCAGAUCACCUUGUCGGCAGCCAGAAGGGCCAGCUUAAGAAUGCGGAACGUAGGUACGAAACUGCGGCACGUGAUCUACAAGCGUGGAGGGAAAAAUAUGGGUGGUCCGUAGAAAAACCUGCCGAAGAGAAAGAUGCUCUUCAGGCGACCAUUUCCGAAUGGCAAUCAAAGGCACAAAAGGCUCAGAACCAAAUCGCUUCGUUGGAAGAGCUGGUCCAAGGGACACCGGAGCAGAUAGGACUCCAUCAAGCGUUGGAACAGUGGGAGGAGCACCAAGGCUGUUCAGAAGAAGUCGCAGAUCUUCAAGAUAAAGUUCAUGACGGGAAGCUGCUCAAGGAGAAGCUGGAGUCAGAUCUCAACACUAGCAGAGAGCGCCAUCAGAAAGCAAAGUCUGACAUCAAGGCUCUUCAAGUCAAGGCCCACCAGCUGGAACAGGCCAACCAAGCCUUAAAAGAUCAAGAUGGGACCCAGGACUACAUUCUGCACAUCCAGAACCUGGAAUCGGAUCUCAAAGCCAGCACAGAGCUACAUCAGAUUACAGAAGGGAACAUGAAAGCACUCCAAGAACAGUUGGUUCAACUAGAACAGGCCAACCAAGCCUUAAAAGAUCAAGAUGAGACCCAGGACUACAUUCUGCACAUCCAGAACCUGGAAUCGGAUUUCAGAGCCAGCGCAGAGCUACAUCAGAUUACAGAAGGGGACAUGAAAGCACUCCAAGAACAAGUGAUUCAGCUAGAACAGGCCAACCAGACCUUCCGAGAUCGAGAAAAGACCGACGUCGACAUGUUAGAUGACGACGUGCUAGACAGAGAGAAGCUGGUGUCAGACCUCAAAGCUUCCCAAGAGCAACACCAAGAAGCUGAGUCGGAGAUGAAGGCCCUUCAGGAAAAGGCUGAGCGACUAGAACAAGCCAACAAGGCCUUCAAAGAUCAAGAAAAGAGCCAUAACGAUAUGCUGCAAAAGCUGGAGUCGGAUCAGAAAGCUAGCAAGGAGCAACUUCAGGAAACAGGGUCGAACAUGAAGGCAGUCCAAGGACUGGCAGAGCAACUAGAUUCGGAGCUCAAAACCGCAAAAGAGCAACAUCAGUCAACAAAGUCAGACAUGGAGGCACUCCAAGGACUGGCAGAUCAACUAGAUUCGCAGCUCAAAACCGCAAAAGAGCAACAUCAGUCAACAAAGUCAGACAUGGAGGCACUUCAAGGACUGGCAGAUCAACUAGAUUCGCAGCUCAAAACCGCAAAAGAGCAACAUCAGUCAACAAAGUCAGACAAGGAAGCACUCCAGGGAUUGGCAGACCAACUACAGUCGGAGCUCGAAAUCGCAAAAGAGCAAAAUCAGGCAACAAAGUCAGACAAGGAAGCACUCCAAGGAUUGUCAGACCAACUAGAGUCGGAGCUCGAACUUGCAAAUGAGCAAAUUCAGGCAUUAAUAUCAGACAUGGAGGGACUCCAAGGAUUGUCAGACCUACUAGAGUCGGAGCUCAAAACUGCAAAAGAGGAACAUCAGACAACAAAAUCAGACAUGGAAGCACUCCAAGGAAAGGCAGAUCAGCUGGAGCAGGCCAAUCAAGAAUUCCAAGAAAAGGAAAAUAAGACAUUCCAGACCAAGAUCUCCGAGGAGAAAGUGCAGGGUUGGAAGAGAAACAGCGACUUAUCGGACGCAGUGCAGCGAGAUAUUGAAGAGCGUACGAGGUUGCUGCAAUCACAGAUUGGGACCCCCAUGGAAGCCGAACGUAGCCAGGUCACACCGCCCGCGUCACCAACGUACACAACAGAUGAGGGCAGUCUAGAUUUGGAGAAGACUCCCCGCGCUAAGAAAUCACUGCGUCAAGACCUUGGCUAUUCCUCUCGUGAUCAGAGCGACGAAUACCAGUCCGACGUUUCCAUGCCGCAGCAACAGGGUGUAAUGAUGUCGAAGCAAGCGGAGACAAGUGAAGAGAAGAAGGCAGCGGGUGCAGCAAACUGGGAGACGGACGGUUCAGAGGAUGUUGGAGAGCAUGCUAGAGGGAGCAUGCGUCGAAAGAUGAAGAAGCUACUGUCACUGGAGCGUCAAGCAAAGAACCUCGAGACACUUGAGGUGCGAGGAAAGGGACGAGCGAAGGAACAGUCAGAAGCCCUCGAGAGCCUAUUCGAAUGUACCCCAGCAAAGGCCGACGCCAUCGACCGACGCCUAAAGGCUCUAGGUCCAGGCUGCCGACUCUAUGAAGCACCAGCGCUCGUUGCAUACGAACUAUCGGGGAUACCGGAGGAUACCUACAAGGGGUUGGCAUCCGGCCAGCUUAUUGCGACGAUGCCGCUCAACGAGGUCAAAGACGUGGGAACGAACCCCGAUGUAUUUGCCGAUGAUAGAGCAACCGAUACCACGGACCUGCCUGUCAAGGAAGUCGCAGUCCCUCUCCGUUCCGCCAAAGAUAUGGCAACAGACACCACGGACCUCCCCGUCAAGGAAGUCGCAGACCCUCUCCGUUCCACCAAAGAUAUGGCAACAGACACCACGGACCUCCCCGUCAAGGAAGUCGCAGACCCUCUCCGUUCCGCCAAAGAUAUGGCGACAGACACCACGGACCUGCCCGUCAAGGAAGUCGCAGACCCUCUCCGUUCCGCCAAAGAUAUGGCGACAGACACCACGGACCUGCCCGUCAAGGAAGUCGCAGACCCUCUCCGUUCCGCCAAAGAUAAGGCGACAGACACCACGGACCUGCCCGUCAAGAAAGUCGCAGACUCUCUCCGUUCCGCCAAGGAUAUGGCGACAGACACCACGGACCUGCCCGUCAAGAAAGUCACGGUCACUCCCCGACUAGAUCCAGCAUGGAAUCGUGUACAAAAAUGUAUACUCCCAUCGGUACACGCCAUUGCCAGCGCCUUCACGUCACGCUUCGACGCCUAUCACAUUCGUCUACCCCCCAAUGCCGGCGCCGCAGCUUGGAUUGGCAAUGAUGAUGAAGGGGGGCUCGUUGGGUGGGGGAGUGAGGGGGUGACGCCUCCGGCAAUAUCCACCACCUCCAACCCUCGGAUCAGAGAGGGUUUUGGGUUUGCCACGACUGCGGUCACCUCAACAAUAAUGUUCUUUGCCCUGAGAGAUGUGGCAUUUGUCCUCAUUACAGGUGCGGAUCUUGCAAUGAAUGCUAAAGGCGAGAGCUUGUCUGUGUGGUUGAGUGGGACAUGCAAGGAUAAGCGAGAGAUACAACGAGGAUAA
Letharia columbiana is the source of this 7293-nucleotide messenger RNA. RefSeq lists its product as uncharacterized. The coding region runs from base 1 to 7293 and encodes 2430 amino acids. The record is from RefSeq and is a predicted model, not a curated record. The transcript is spliced from 11 exons. Lineage: Eukaryota; Fungi; Ascomycota; Lecanoromycetes; Lecanorales; Parmeliaceae.